UGCGGAAGUUGGCCUAGCCGGAGGAGACACUAGUGCGGACAGACAUUAUUGGGAAAGCUGUGGACCAUCACUGGGCGUUUUUCCCCCCCUCUUUUUCCGCCGCCGUUACGUGUCGUUUACCGGUGACUACCUCCGGGAUGACGUCGGCACGGCACGUCGAGCCAAAAGCGUCUCCCGCCCGGAGAUGUUACGCGGUGGAAACCGUUAGGAAGUGAGCAAUGACCGCAUUCCAGCAGCUCGUUUGGGCAAAUUAGCUGCCUCCGUGGAUUUAAUUGCAUGUGGAAUAUAAGCAGAAGAGGAUAAAACCCGUGAGGGUUUUUUUUUCACGCGAGACAUGCCCGGUCUAUGGAGCCGAACUGGGCGAGUCUAAAAAGGCUUUUUUUUUUAUUUUUUAUUAUUCCUAGUUUUAUUAUUUAUUGCUUUAUUUGGAUGCUUUUAAAGACGAGGAGCUGAUCAGGAGUCAUCAUGGGGGAGCCCAGCCUGGACGACUCCAACGUCAAGGUGGCGGUUCGUGUUCGGCCCAUGAACCGGAGAGAAAAGGAAUUGAACACCAAGUGUGUGGUGGAGAUGGUGAAGAACCAGACCAUCCUCAAUCCGGCGGGGGCCAACCUGGGCAAGAGCGACUCCAGGAAUCAGUCCAAGGUGUUUGCAUACGACUACUGCUUCUGGUCCAUGGACGAGUCGGACCAAGAGAAGUUUGCCGGUCAGGAAGUGGUGUUUCAGUGCCUUGGGGAAAGUCUUCUUCACAAUGCCUUCCUGGGCUACAACGCCUGCAUCUUUGCCUAUGGACAAACUGGUUCCGGAAAGUCCUACACCAUGAUGGGUUCUGGGGACCAGCCGGGCCUCAUACCCCGGCUUUGCAGCGCGUUGUUUGACCGAACCCAGACGGAACAGCGGGAGCAGGAGAACUUCACCGUGGAGGUUUCCUACAUGGAGAUCUACAACGAAAAGGUCCGGGAUUUGCUGGAUCCAAAAGGCGGCAGACAAACACUGAGGGUCCGAGAGCACAAAGUGUUGGGUCCCUAUGUGGACGGCCUGUCUCGGCUAGCGGUGGCGUGCUACAAGGACAUUGAGUCUCUGAUGUCGGAGGGGAAUAAAUCUCGCACAGUGGCCGCCACCAACAUGAACGAGGAGAGCAGUCGGUCGCACGCCGUCUUCAACAUCAUCCUCACGCACACGCUCACAGACGUGCAGUCUGGGACCAGCGGUGAGAAAGUGAGUCGUUUGAGUUUGGUCGACUUAGCCGGAAGUGAGCGAGCGGCAAAAACCGGAGCGGCAGGAGAGCGCCUGAAGGAGGGAAGCAACAUCAACAAGUCUCUGACGACCCUCGGUCUGGUGAUCUCCGCCCUCGCAGAACAAGGGACAGCCAAGAACAAGAACAAGUUUGUUCCCUACAGGGACUCGGUCCUGACAUGGCUGCUGAAGGAUUGCCUGGGGGGAAACAGUCGCACCGCCAUGGUGGCGACCGUGAGCCCGGCGGCGGACAAUUACGAGGAAACGCUGUCCACGCUGCGCUACGCCGACCGAGCGAAGAGCAUCGUCAACCACGCCGUGGUCAACGAGGACCCCAACGCUCGCAUCAUCAGGGAGCUCCGGGAGGAAGUGGAGAAGCUGCGAGUACAACUGACUCAAGCUGAGUCGCUGAAAGCGCCCGAGCUCAAGGAGCGUCUGGAGGAGUCGGAGAAGUUGAUUCAAGAGAUGACCAUCACGUGGGAGGACAAGCUUCGCAAGACGGAGGAGGUUGCACAGGAGCGUCAGAAGCAGCUGGAGAGUCUUGGCAUUUCCCUGCAGUCGUCAGGAAUCAAAGUGGGCGAUGAUAAGUGCUUCCUGGUCAACCUUAACGCGGAUCCGGCACUCAACGAGCUGCUGGUGUACUACCUCAAGGAGGACCACACCCAGGUUGGCUCUGCAGACUCCCAGGACAUCCAGCUGUGCGGGAUGGGCAUCCAGGCCGAGCACUGCGUCAUCGACAUCACAGGCAACACCGCCGUCACCCUCACCCCCUACCCCAACGCCCGGACGUGUGUAAACGGAUCCCCGGUGACCGCCGCGCUGCAGCUUCACCACGGCGACCGCAUCCUCUGGGGAAACAACCACUUCUUCAGGAUAAAUCUGCCCAAGCGGCGCACGCGGGCCGCUGAGGAUGAGGAGGGUGACGGCGGGGGGAUGAAGAAGAGCGGGAGCAGCGAGCAACUGGACGCGGACGGCGACACGGCCAGUGAGGUGUCCAGCGAAGUCAGCUUCUCCUACGAGUUCGCCCAGACCGAAGUCAUGAUGAAGGCUCUCGGCAACAACGACCCCAUGCAGAGCAUCCUGCAGUCCCUGGAGAGGCAGCACGAGGAGGAGAAGCGCUCGGCUCUGGAGCGGCAGAGGCAGAUGUACGAGCAGGAGCUCCAGCAGCUCCGGCGGAAGCUCAAUCCCGACCGCCUGUCCUCGGGCCACACGGCGCCGCCGGCGUGCGGCCAGCAGUCGCACUAUCGCAGCAUGGAGCGGCUCAGCGUGGGCGGCAUGAGCCAUUCCAACAGUGCCCAGAGCCGACUGAGACAGUGGAACGACGAAAGGGAGGCGGUGUUGCUGAGGAGUUUGCGGCGGUUGCGGGAGCAAAUAGUGCGAGCCAACCUCCUGGCGCAAGAAGCUUGCUUCAUCGCCGACGAGCUGGAGCGCCACACCGAGUACAGGGUCACCCUCCAGAUCCCCUCAGACAAUUUAAACGCCAACCGCAAGAGGGACGCCGUGCUCAGCGAACCGGCCAUCCAGGUACGGCGCCGCUGCCGCGGGAAGCAAAUCUGGAGUUUGGAGAAAAUGGAGAACCGCCUGGUGGACAUGAGGGAACUGUACCAGGAGUGGCAGGACUACCAGCACCAUGACCACGACAACCCAAUGAUGCGCUCGUAUUUCCGCCGGGCCGACCCCUUCUUUGACGAGCAAGAGAACCACAGUCUGAUUGGCGUCGCCAACGUCUUCUUGUCCUGCCUUUUCUACGACGUCAAGCUGCAGUACGCUGUUCCCAUCAUCAACCAGAAGGGGGAGGUGGCCGGACGUCUCCAUGUGGAGGUGGUGAGGGUGGGAGGGGCUUUAGAGGACAACAUUGCUGGGGGAGAUGAUCCUGACAACAACCUGGACUCUGAAAUCCAGGACCGCAAACUCGUCUGUAUGAUCAAGAUCCUGCAAGCCACCGGUCUCCCCCAGUACCUGUCCAACUUCGUCUUCUGCCAGUACUCCUUCUGGGACCAGCCCGAGCCCAUCAUCGUUGGUCCUGAGGUGGACCCCUCGUCCUCGUCGCCCAGCACCAAGGACCCACACUGCAUGGUGGUGUUUGACAGCUGCAAGGAGCUGGCCGUGUCCGUGUCCGAGGAUUUCAUCGAGUACCUGACGGAAGGAGCGGUGGCCAUCGAGGUGUUUGGACACAGGCAGGCCGACGCAGGCAGGAACCCCGCCUUGUGGGACCUCAGCAUCAUCCAGGCUAAGACCCGAACACUAAGAGACAGGUGGAGCGAGGUAACGCGGCGUCUAGAACUCUGGAUCCAAAUCCUUGAGAUUAACGAAAACGGAGACUUUGUCCCGGUGGAAGUCAUCCCUGGCAGAGACGUAAGCACCGGAGGAAUCUUCCAGCUUCGCCAAGGUCAGGCCAGGAGGAUCCAGUUGGAGGUGCGCUCCGUCCAGGACUCGGGCACCAUGCCUUUGAUAGCGGAGAUCGUGCUGGCGGUGUCGGUGGGCUGCGUGGAGAUCACGCCCACCAUAAACGGCCAGGAGGGAGACGACAUGGACAGUUAUCAGGAGCGAGACCUGGAGCGCUUGAGACGUCAGUGGUUGGCAGCUCUCACCAAGAGACAGGAAUACUUGGACCAGCACCUGCAGAGCCUUGUCAGCAAAGCAGAAAAAAGCGAGGACGACAUGGAGAGAGAGGCGCAGCUGCUGGAGUGGCGCCUGACUCUGACAGAAGAGCGCAAUGCGGUCAUGGUGCCCUCUGCUGGUAGCGGCAUUCCUGGCGCGCCUGCAGAAUGGGUUCCUCUUCCGGGCAUGGAGACUCACAUUCCGGUCCUCUUCCUGAACCUCAAACCCGACGACCUCAGCUCUCAGGACCAAUUCGAGGUUCCCGACGCGGGGGGCUGGGACGCCACGCUGUGCGGCGAAGACGAGGACGACUUCUUCGACCUGCAGAUUGUCAAACACUACGACGGCGAGGUGAAGGCGGAGGCGUCGUGGGACUCCACCGUGCACGAGUGCCCCCAGCUCAGCCGAGGAGGCGCCUGGCCCGACAACCGCGUGUUCCUCACCGUCCGAGCGGUGGUGCAGCUCAGCCACCCCGCCGACAUGCAGCUGGUCCUGCGGAAGAGGAUCUGCGUCAACGUCAACCCCGGGCGCCAGGGCUUCGCCCACAACUUCCUGAGAAGGAUGUCCGCCCGCAGCACCAUCCCCGGCUGCGGCGUCACCUUCGAGGUGGUGUCCAACAUCCCCGGGGACGCCCCCGGGACGGAGGACAGAGAGAUGCUGGCCCGCCUGGCCGCCAACGCCCACAGCAGCCAGUCAGCGGACGACGAGGCCGCCAUCGAGAAGUACCUGAGGAGCGUGCUCAGUCUGGAGAACAUCCUCACGCUGGAUCGCCUCAGACAGGAGGUGGCAGUGAAGGAACAGCUUGCUGCAAGAGGCCGAAGUAACAGACGGAGUAUCAGUUCCCCGUCUGUAAACCGGUUGUCUGGAAGCAGACAGGACCUGUCCACAACCUGCCUGCUGGAGGACAAGGGUCGAUGGGAGAGCCAACAGGACAUCUUCAUGCCCUCUCAGUUCCACCGCACCCUCCCCCGCCCCGCCUCCUCGCCCUCCACCUACUGCCCCCCCUCGUCCAGCCCGCCCUCCGCCGUCAUCGGCCCAAACGACCAGGAAGCAGAGCAAGGUCGCUCAGGACUCGCUGCCUCUUAUCUUUCAGUGAAGGCGUUGGUUCCUCAGAUGCCCAAACUGCUCAAGUCUCUUUUCCCGGCGCGGGACGACAAGAAGGGGCUGAGGCCGUCGCCGCACAGCCAGCAGGUGGGCAAAGAUGGCGGCCAGGGUGGCUCAGACACCGGCGUUGACGCUUGUUUGUCCGUCCCUCAGCACGUGCCCCGCAUCCUGUCGCCAGCAGGGGGCGACGAUGGCAAGAUGAAGGCGGACAACACGGCCGCCCUCCUGCGAGCCCCGCCCAGAGACCGACGGUCCGACCAGUCGGAAGUCCCGCCUCUUCCUGUGCAUGACCCGCAUGACAGCGCCCCCCUCAGCCCGCUCAGCCAGUCGUCCAGCGGCUACUUCUCCGCUAGCGUCUCCACGGCGACCCUGUCCGACGCCCUGCAGCCCUCGCCCUCCUCGUCCUCCUCCCUGCUCGCCGCGGACGCCGCCUCGCCCGCUCCCCCUCCUCCUCACCGCAACGGCGUGACCGCAGACGACUUCCUCUCCGUGCAGACUCCGGCGGACGGGGGGGAGCGUUGCCGCGACGACGCGGCGCCCGACUGGCUGGCGGAGGGCGUCCACGUGACCAUCGGGAGCAGCAAGGCGGGGACGGUGCGCUACGUGGGAGCCACGCAGUUUGCGGAGGGCGUGUGGGCGGGGGUGGAGCUGGACUCCCCAGUGGGCAAACACGACGGCUCGGUCGGGGGACGCCGCUACUUCCAGUGUCGAGCGGCGCACGGCGUGAUGGUUCGCCCCGACCGCCUGACGCGCCGAGAUCGCAACGGGCGGCGGACGCAGGACGUCGGCGCCCCGGGUCACGUCCCCGUCCUGAGAGGCGAGAACCGCAAGUCGUGGAGCAGCUGAGACGCCAUCUUGUAGCGUGAAGACAGGAAGUCAGUAGGAGGAGCCUUUUUCCCCUUCAGUUUGGGUUGGGGUUUUUUCCACCCAGAAUGCAUUGCUGCAGCCUCGCUCCACCUUCCCGGUCCUCCCACGGCGUGCCUUCAUGGGCCUGGUGCGGCGUGUGAGGCCACCUCAGGGACUGCAGGUUUGUGCCGCCACGCCACUUUUUGUGUUCCAACUGGGGGGAAAAAAUGACAUCGCUCUUAUUUUGAAAGGACUCUUAUUUUGGCGGGGAAGAGUUGUAAAAAUGAAGUCCACCACAAAAAAACUUUCCAGCGAACAUUCCAGAGACUUCAACUCGUGAUUUAUUUAUGGGCGUCAAUCUGACAAGUGGCAAGGCCCACUUCCUGCCGGCGGAUAGGCUCCGCCCACCGCACAGGAAGUCUUCCAUGCGGUGUUUGCCUGGCGACAGGAAGUGACGCUCGUUGGGCCUUCUCGUGUUAUUGAACUUUUUAUGCUGACGACUCGUCAAAGAGGCGGGUCGGUAAACUGUUGCUAUGACGACGAUAGCGACACAGAAGUACGGAGAUGAAAAUCACGCCGACGACGUUAGGAUCACGCUGGAGGAACGUUUUGUCGUAAUGUUACAGAAGUAAUGUCAAUGUUUUUACAAAUAUAACUUUAGUCUCAUAUAUAAAAAAAAUCAUUUUUUUUGCAAAUAUUUUUCUUGAAAAAAAAAAGAGUACGAAGUCGUACGAAUACGACUUUUUAUUCUGACAACUUUUUGCUUAUUUUUUCAUUACGACUUUAUACUUGACAUUUUUUCUCACCCUUUACAUGUUCUUGUUUGCAACAUUGCAAUGUUUUUCUCAUACGAUUACUUUUUUUCCCCGACAAAUAUAACUUUGACGGAGCAUUACGACGUUUUGUCACAUUACGACGUUUUGUCACAUUACGACGUUUUGUCACAUUACGAUGUUUUGUCUCAUUACGACGUUUUGUUACAUUACGACAUUUUGUCACAUUACGUUUUGUCACAUUACGUUUCGUCACAUUACGGCAUUUUGUCACAUUACGACGUUUUGCCACAUUACGACGUUUUGUCACAUUACGUUGUUUUGUCUCAUUACGACGUUUUGUCACAUUACGACAUUUUGUCACAUUACGUUUUGUCACAUUACGUUUCGUCACAUUACGACGUUUUGUCACAUUACGACAUUUUGUCACAUUACGAUGUUUUGUCUCAUUACGACGUUUUGUCACAUUACGACGUUUUGUCUCAUUACGACGUUUUGUCACAUUACGACGUUUUGUCACAUGACGUUUCAUCACAUUACGGCAUUUUGUCACAUUACGAUGUUUUGUCUCAUUACGACGUUUUGUCACAUUACGACAUUUUGUCACAUUACGACAUUUUGUCACAUUACGACGUUUUGUCUCAUUACGACGUUUUGUCUCAUUACGACGUUUUGUCACAUUACGACAUUUUGUCACAUUACGUUUUGUCACAUUACAACGUUUCGUCACAUUACGACGUUAUGUCACAUUACGACGUUUUGACUUUAUUACAGUUUUUUAAGGACUUUAGUUUUGUGACACUGCAACUUUUUCCUCAAACUUUAAUAACUUCGAAAUAAUAUGACUUUUUUCUCAUAUCACAAUUUUUUUCUAAAGUUACGACUUCCGUGUUGACUCACUUAGUUACGACUUUGUUCUUAUGAUUUUUUUUUUUUUCUUAAAAAUUAUUAUUAUUAUUGGAGGUUGAUUAUUAUGAUUCUGACUUAUCUUAAAAUGUAAAGACAAAUCCUAUAAAUAUUUUUAAUUACGACUUUUUUUUCUGACUUUUUUCUACAAAUAUACUUUGACUUUUUUCCUAUUUUUAACAAUUACGACUUCACUUCAAAAUUAUGACUUUCGUGUACGAACAAAAGCAUUUUUUUUCAGAUUGUUACAUUUUCUUAAAAAUAACUACAAUUUACAGACUUUGUCUUUAAAAAAAAAAAUUAUAAUUUGAUUAUUUUGUUGCAAGCAAAAAAACUUUACAAAAAUAAUUUUAUUAAAUUUAACUACUUUUUUCUUCAAAAUUCGAAAAAAUUACAAAAAAUGUUAUGACUUUUUUCCUAUUUUUAUCAAUUACGACUUAACUACAAAAUCGUGACUUUAUUGCAUGGAAAAAGUUUAUGACUUUUGUCCAACUUUUAUCAAGUAUUUUAUCAAGUAUUUACAAAAAAAUAUUUUUCUCAGACUAUUACAUUUACUUAAAAACAACAACUUUUUUUGCGACAUCGCAACUUUUUACGCGACGAACCUAACUUCGGCAUAAAACGACAACUUUUUUCUCAUAUUUCCGAACAUUUUGACUUCAGUGUCGUACGUACUUCCGACUUUGUUCUCGUGACUUUUUUUAUUGCCACUUUUUUCUUCAAAACUAUCACGUACGUGUACGAAAAAAGUUUACCACUUUUUUCCUAUUUUUAACAAUUACGACUUAACUUCAAAAUUAUGACUUCCGUGUACGAACAAAAGCAAUUUUUUUCAGAUUGUUACAUUUUCUUAAAAAUAACUCCAAUUUACAGACUUUGUCUUUAAAAAAAAUGUAUAAUUUGAUUAUUUUGUUGCAAGCAAAAAAACUUUAAAAAAAUAAUUUGAUUAAAUUUAACUACUUUUUUCUUCAAAAUUCGAAAAAAUUACGAAA
Messenger RNA from Nerophis lumbriciformis (worm pipefish), 8455 nucleotides. RefSeq names its product kinesin family member 13Ba (gene kif13ba). Gene Ontology annotation, molecular function: microtubule binding; microtubule motor activity; ATP binding. The record is from RefSeq and is a predicted model, not a curated record. Gene Ontology annotation, biological process: microtubule-based movement. Lineage: Eukaryota; Metazoa; Chordata; Actinopteri; Syngnathiformes; Syngnathidae.